Trichoplax adhaerens is the source of this 990-nucleotide messenger RNA. RefSeq lists its product as uncharacterized. Gene Ontology annotation, cellular component: cytoplasm. NCBI's taxonomy places the organism in Eukaryota, Metazoa, Placozoa, Uniplacotomia, Trichoplacea, Trichoplacidae. The coding region runs from base 1 to 990 and encodes 329 amino acids. Gene Ontology annotation, molecular function: glutathione transferase activity. The record is from RefSeq and is a predicted model, not a curated record. The transcript is spliced from 4 exons.
AUGUCAAGUGAUUCAAAAGUUAAACCGAAAGAUGUUCAAUUAAGUUGGACAUCGAAUAUUAAUGCUGAUGGGGAGUAUAUUCGUGCAGUCUCAACAUUUCGCAAUAGAGUCAAAGCUGAUGGAAGUGGAUUUUUUCCAGCGGAAAGUGGCCGGUAUCACUUGUAUAUCUCUUUUGGUUGUCCUUGGGCUCAUCGAACACUACUCUAUAGAAAAUUGAAAGGCUUAGAAAACGUUAUUACUGUUGAUGUUGUCGAUUGGCAUCUUGCUGAAGGUGGUUGGAAAUUCAAUCCCGACAGACCCGGUUGUACAACGGACAGAGUCAAUAACUUUGAAUAUUUAAGUCAAGUGUAUCAUCUAUCCGAUCCUGACUAUAAUGGACGUGUUACUGUACCUGUCCUAUUUGAUAAAGUCAAAAAUAUUGUUGUUAACAACGAAUCUAGUGAGAUAAUAUCCAUGCUAAACAGCGAAUUUAAUGAAUUUUGUGCUACACCGGAACAACGCGAGUUGGAUCUACGUCCCUCUCACUUAGCUUCAGAGAUUGAUGAAUUGAAUAGCUGGAUAUACGCGCAAAUCAAUAAUGGGGUUUAUCGUGCUGGCUUUGCCAGGAAACAACCUGCUUAUGACCGAGCAGUAAUUGAAGUCUUUGAAGGAUUAGACAAAGUCGAAGGAAUUCUUGCUAAAAAUCGUUACCUUACAGGAAAAGAAAUAACGGAAGCUGAUGUUCGAUUAUUUGUUACAUUGAUUCGGUUCGAUUUAGUCUACGUGCUACAUUUUAAGUGCAACCUCAAACGCAUUAUUGACUAUCCUAAUAUCUGGGGCUAUGUGCGUGAUAUAUAUCAGACACCAGGAAUAAGCGAUACCAUCAAUUUUGAACAUAUGAAAAAGCACUAUAUGGUCAGCCAUGACAGCAUUAAUCCCCGCGCUAUUGUUGCUAAAGGACCAGCUAUUGAUUUCAAUUUACCUCAUGAUCGAAAGAAAUUGGAUCAAUAA